This is a messenger RNA of Akanthomyces muscarius, 1143 nucleotides long. RefSeq lists its product as uncharacterized. The transcript is spliced from 3 exons. Bases 1 to 1143 code for a protein of 380 amino acids. Gene Ontology annotation, cellular component: endoplasmic reticulum. NCBI's taxonomy places the organism in Eukaryota, Fungi, Ascomycota, Sordariomycetes, Hypocreales, Cordycipitaceae. Gene Ontology annotation, biological process: ergosterol biosynthetic process. The record is from RefSeq and is a predicted model, not a curated record. Gene Ontology annotation, molecular function: sterol 24-C-methyltransferase activity.
AUGGCUCCCUCUGCCACCCAGAAGCUCGAGGGCGAGGAUCACGCCCGUGAUGCUGCCUUCAACAAGGCUAUGCACGGCAAGUCUGCCCAGGCCAAGGGCGGCAUUGCUGCCAUGUUCAGCAAGGGCGGCGACGCCAAGCAGGCUGCUGUCGACGAGUACUUUAAGCACUGGGACAACAAGCCCGCUGAGAACGAGACCGAGGAGGAGCGUGCUGCCCGUACUGCCGAGUAUGCCACUCUUACCAGACACUACUACAACCUUGCGACCGACCUCUACGAGUACGGCUGGGGCCAGUCUUUCCACUUCUGCCGCUUUUCUGCCGGCGAGCCAUUCUACCAGGCCAUUGCCCGUCACGAGCACUACCUCGCCCACAGCAUCGGCAUCAAGGAGGGCAUGAGAGUGCUCGAUGUUGGCUGCGGUGUCGGCGGCCCUGCCCGCGAGAUUGCCAAGUUCACCGGCUGCCAUGUCACCGGCCUGAACAACAAUGAUUACCAGAUUGACCGCGCCACCCACUACGCUGCCAAGGAGGGUCUGUCCAAGCAGCUCGACUUUGUCAAGGGUGACUUUAUGCAAAUGUCCUUUCCCGACAACAGCUUCGAUGCUGUCUAUGCCAUCGAGGCCACCGUCCACGCCCCCACCCUCAAGGGCAUCUAUAGCGAAAUCUUCCGUGUGCUCAAGCCCGGUGGUGUCUUUGGUGUCUACGAGUGGCUCAUGACUGAUGAUUACGACAACAACAACCUUCACCACCGUGAGAUCCGCCUCGGAAUCGAGCAGGGUGAUGGCAUUUCCAACAUGUGCAAGGUCCAGGAGGCUCUCGACGCCAUCAAGGACUCUGGCUUUGAGAUGCUGCACCACGAGGAUCUGGCUGACCGCCCUGAUCCUUCUCCCUGGUACUGGCCUCUGUCUGGCGAGCUGCGCUACAUCCAGUCUGCGGGCGACAUCUUUACCAUUGUUCGCAUGACCAAGUGGGGUCGCUUUAUCGCUCACAGCCUCGCUGGUAUGCUCGAGACGGUGCGUCUGGCGCCUGCUGGCACCAAGAAGACGGCUGACAGCCUGGCCCUGGCUGCUGACUGCCUGGUCGCUGGUGGCAAGGAGCACCUGUUUACGCCCAUGUACCUCAUGGUUGCCCGCAAGCCCGAGUAA